GCGCCGGUGAACAAACAUGGCCCAGGCUGCGCGGGCGCUGUGGCCCUGCGGGCGCGCUCUAGCCUGGGGGCUGGCCCAUCGCCCCCCGCCCCGACUUCCCGUGCAGGGCCGGGCCGGCUUCGCGGGGACGGCGGGAGGGCCCGCCGCCACCGCCCGCAAGGGGAGCUCGCGGCUCCUAGGGGCGGCGGCGCUGGCCCUGGGGGGCGCCCUGGGGCUGUACCACACGGCGCGGUGGCACCUGCGCGCCCAGGACCUCCGCGCCGAGCGCUCGGCCGUGCAGCUCUCCCUGACCGGCCACCUGCAGCUGACCCUGUACCAGUACAAAACGUGUCCCUUCUGCAGCAAGGUCCGCGCCUUCCUCGACUUCCACGCCCUGCCCUACCGGGUGGUGGAGGUAAACCCCGUGCGCAAGGCCGAGAUCAAGUUCUCCUCCUACAGGAAGGUGCCCAUCCUGUUGGCCCAGGAAGGAGACAGCUUGGCACAGCAGAUAUGCCUGGCACAGUGCUUGGCACCUGUUACGUAGAUCUGAAGUCCAUCCUGCCCCUCGGUGCCCGGGAGGCCAGGCGGCAACAACUGAAUGACUCCUCUGUCAUCAUCAGCGCCCUCAAGACCCACCUGGUGUCGGGGCAGCCCCUGGAAGACAUCAUCACCUACUAUCCGCCCAUGAAGGCCAUGAACGACCAGGGCAAGGAGGUGACCGAGUUCUGCAACAAGUACUGGCUCAUGCUGGACGAGAAGGAGGCCCAGCGAAUGUACAGUGGGAAGGAGGCGAGGACGGAGGAGAUGAAGUGGCGGCAGUGGGCGGACGACUGGCUGGUCCACCUGAUCUCCCCCAACGUGUACCGCACGCCUGCCGAGGCCCUGGCCUCCUUCGACUACAUUGUCAGGGAGGGCAAGUUCGGGGUCGUGGAGGGUGCUGUGGCCAAGUACAUGGGUGCAGCUGCCAUGUACCUCAUCAGCAAGCGGCUCAAGAGCAGGCACCACCUCCAGGACGAUGUGCGUGUGGACCUCUAUGAGGCCGCCAACAAGUGGGUGGCAGCCGUGGGCAAAGACCGGCCCUUCAUGGGGGGCCAAAAGCCGAACCUGGCUGAUCUGGCUGUGUAUGGCGUGCUGCGUGUGAUGGAGGGCCUGGAGGCCUUCGACGACCUCAUGCGCCACACCCACAUCCAGCCCUGGUACCUGCGGGUGGAGAAGGCCAUCGCUGAGGCCCCGCACUGAGCUGAGCGUCCCAGGACGAGAGGCAACGGAAGAUGCUGGCUGCCUGGCAAUGCUGUGUAGUGGCAACAGGCUCUUUCUGCCCCUUGUCGACCCCCAGCCCUCUCCCUUCUAACACUGGACGCCUGCUGGGGCGCUGGGACGUUGGGGACAAAGCCCAGAAUUUCCGUUCACACUCCCCCUGAGGCCCGGAGGGCCACCCACCUGACCCCCUGCCCUGGCUUCCCUACUCUUCAGCCGUUUUCCAGGGCCCUCCGUGGCUGCCCUGUCUACCCCCUGCAGGUGGCAUUUGGACCAGGCUCCUGCCCUGGACAAGGGAAGUAGGGACAGUCAGUUUAGGGAGGGCUCAUCCCUGGCUUCCCCUGGUUCCUGCUCUUCCCAGGCGCCCCUGGGACUAUGUGUCAUGUUUGCAAUAAAGAAACGGUUUGUGGCCCCCCUCGGGGGUGCUGUGAAAGGGA
Messenger RNA from Equus caballus (horse), 1673 nucleotides. RefSeq names its product prostaglandin E synthase 2 (gene PTGES2). Lineage: Eukaryota; Metazoa; Chordata; Mammalia; Perissodactyla; Equidae. The record is from RefSeq and is a predicted model, not a curated record. Gene Ontology annotation, molecular function: prostaglandin-E synthase activity. Gene Ontology annotation, cellular component: mitochondrion.